CGCAGUCGCACUCGCUUCUCUCUCUGCUUGGCCAGUUGGUCCCUUCCAGUUCGAACCAAAACCCUCUCUCCCCUCGCCCCCCGUCCCGGAUCAAACGGCCACCGGAAAAUCCCCGAAAAAUAACGAGCAGUUCGUCGCCAGAGUAAACGCCGCGGCAGAACCCUAGCGCGCCAUCCCUCCGAUCGGCUCCCCACCCGCCCGCCCACCCACCCCGCAUGGCGGCCAACCCCUCCUCCGGCGCCGACGCCCCCCCGGCCCCGGCGCCGGUGCGGCUCUCGGCGGCGGCGCAGGUGGCCGCGAUCCAGCCCUCCUCCCCGCGCUUCUUCUUCUCCUCGCUAGCGGGGACCAACCCGGCCUCCCCGCACCGCCGCAUCGCCAUCGCCGUCGACCUCUCCGACGAGUCCGCCUUCGCCGUCAAGUGGGCCGUGCAGAACUACCUCCGCCCCGGGGACGCCGUCGUGCUGCUCCACGUGCGCCCCACCUCGGUCCUCUACGGCGCCGACUGGGGCUCCAUCCCGGUCUCCGUCGCCGACGAGGCCGACGCCGCCGAGGACGCCGCCGCCGCCGCCCAGGGCGGCCCCACCGAGGAGGAGCUGCAGAAGAAGCGGGAGGAGUACUUCGACGCCUUCACCUCCACCAAGGCGCAGGACCUGGCGCAGCCGCUGGUCGACGCGCAGAUCCCCUUCAAGAUCCACGUCGUCAAGGACCACGACAUGAAGGAGCGCCUCUGCCUCGAGGCCGAGCGCCUGGGCCUGUCGGCUAUGAUCAUGGGGAGCCGCGGUUUUGGUGCCCACCGGAAGGGCGGCAAGGGGAGGCUUGGGAGUGUUAGCGAUUACUGCGUCCAUCACUGUGUAUGCCCUGUUGUGGUGGUUCGCUACCCAGAUGAUGCUGCAGGUGCUGGUGGAGAUGCAGCGGGGGCAAUAGAUGAGCUGCACACUGUGCCGGAGGAUGAACCUGUUUACCACGACGCCCCUGAGGUGCAGAAAGAAAACUGAGGCAAUGGCAGCAGCUAAAGCACAAAGGAAAACAUGCAGCUUGCCGUUUUGAGUUUCAUAUCGGAGUCCUAGAUCAUCGGAGUCUUUGUUGGUUUGCUUGUGAGAUAUUUAUGUCGUCGAUGCAAUGUAGAGUACACUUCCAGUGGGUUGGAGCUGUCUUAUUAUGGUUUACGGAUGCUUAUGCUGGGCUCCCGAAUCUAUCUUGUUUUGCAAUGCCAAUUGACCGUUGUAUUCUCUCGUAGUUGUCUACACGGUAUCAGGACAUCUAUUCAGCUUGCUGCUGUAUUGGAUACUUGGUUAAUGGAGGACCGCCACUUCUCUGUAUUUACUACUUUAUUGAAUAAAAUAAUUGUCUAGUCGAACAGUUUCAGCUGCUAAAA
Panicum virgatum (switchgrass) is the source of this 1375-nucleotide messenger RNA. RefSeq names its product universal stress protein PHOS32-like. NCBI's taxonomy places the organism in Eukaryota, Viridiplantae, Streptophyta, Magnoliopsida, Poales, Poaceae. The record is from RefSeq and is a predicted model, not a curated record. The transcript is spliced from 2 exons. The coding region runs from base 216 to 995 and encodes 259 amino acids.